This is a messenger RNA of Benincasa hispida (wax gourd), 1167 nucleotides long. Its product is annotated as red chlorophyll catabolite reductase-like. Gene Ontology annotation, cellular component: chloroplast. NCBI's taxonomy places the organism in Eukaryota, Viridiplantae, Streptophyta, Magnoliopsida, Cucurbitales, Cucurbitaceae. The record is from RefSeq and is a predicted model, not a curated record. Gene Ontology annotation, molecular function: red chlorophyll catabolite reductase activity. Gene Ontology annotation, biological process: chlorophyll catabolic process.
AACCAGACAAAGCAGAUAUUUUCUCUAUCCCUAAUCUAAUCCAAGUUUUUGUCCGAUGCCUAACAAACAUUAACCCUUCGUACAAAGAGAGAUGAAGCUUGCUACCAAUGGCGUCGACGCUUUAUGUAUCUGCAAAGCCUUUUAGUCUUCCGCCGCCGGUACAAUCCUAUUUCAGAGCAAGGAGACCGGCAACAGUAAUAAGGAGCGCGGCGUCGCACAUGGCGGAGGGAUCGUCGUCGAAGCUGAAGGAGUUUCCGCAUCUAUCGAGUUCUCACAGAGCUCUGAUGGCGGAUCUAAUCGGCGCCAUUGAAGAUCGCUUGAAGGAUCGUCUUCUUCCUUGCGCGCUUCCUCCUGAUGUUGAGUAUUACCAGAAUCAGAGCGGGAUUUCGCAAGGAGCUCUUCUCGUCAGAUCUGGCUCGCCGGACUCUUCUAUUAAUUUCAUACUCGCAAGUUGGUUGCACAGUCAACUGCCAACAGGAGCAUCAUUAAACAUAGCAAGCCUUUCUGCCUACUUGAGGCCUUCAACUGAUGCUCCAAAUUUCCUCAUAGAGUUCAUCCAAAGCUCUCCAACCUCCCUCAUUCUCAUUCUUGAUCUGCCUCCUCGAAAGGAUCCGGUCCUCAACCCCGACUACCUCCAAUCGUUCUACGAAGACACGAGAUUAGACACUUAUCGCAAAACGAUCGAAGAACUUCCCGAGACUCGACCGUAUGUCAUGUCCUCGCUUUUCUUUCGCUCUUUGGUUUCUCCAACUGCCAUAAUUUCCCGUGUCGAUACAGAAUCAGGUGGACCCGAACGCUUGGAGGAGAUUAUAAAGAACCAUGUUGGUCCCAUCGCGAGAGACGUGCUUCGUGUAUGGCUAGAUGAAUGUGCUUGCAAGGAGAGAGAGGUUGGAAUGGUGGAAAGAGUUGAUCUUGAGAAAAGGGAUGAGUUGGUUAAGAAGAAAACUAUUGACAUAGACUUAGGUUCUAGUUUGCCAAGAUUAUUUGGACAGGAAAUAGCUGAUAGAGUAGUGGCAGCCAUUCAACAAGUCUUUGAAGCAUGAUAAUGUUUUGCUUUCUAAUUUGCUUGUUGGUUGUGAAUGUAUGGCGUAUUAUUCAGUUUUAAAUCUCUCACUUGCAAUGAAAGAAGUUAGAUCUUUUGGUAAUUAUUUUGAUAUGGUUGGAUUA